This is a messenger RNA of Pollicipes pollicipes, 2954 nucleotides long. Its product is annotated as splicing factor, suppressor of white-apricot homolog. The transcript has 17 exons. The coding region runs from base 21 to 2954 and encodes 977 amino acids. The record is from RefSeq and is a predicted model, not a curated record. Gene Ontology annotation, biological process: RNA processing; mRNA 5'-splice site recognition. Lineage: Eukaryota; Metazoa; Arthropoda; Thecostraca; Pollicipedomorpha; Pollicipedidae. Gene Ontology annotation, molecular function: RNA binding.
GAAAUGACGCAAGUUGUUGCAUGCAGUCCUGUGACUUGCUUGAAACUAAAUUGCAUACAGCCGGAUUUGUUAUUAGGGUCGAUAGCACAAGGGAUCACAUUCGAAGCGUGAGGGCGCCGCGGGCCGCAGACUGGGAGGCCAGGACCAGCGGCGUCAUGGACGCGUCCGCGGCUGACAAGAGCAAGGAGGACGAGCUGCUGGUGUUCGGCUACGCCUGCAAGCUGUUCCGCGACAAUGAGAAGGCCCUGUAUAUCGACAGUGGCAAACACCUGAUCCCGUGGAUGGCGGACGAAACAUUGAAGAUUGACAGGUACGACGGUCGUGGCGCACUCUCUGACCUGCGUCCGCACGAGCCGCCGCCCGGCGGCCAUGACCGCUGGCACGGGCUCACCGAGCGCGAGCGGCGACUCGAGGAGCUGGUGGACCGCGAACGCUACCUGGCGCUCUACCAGGACGAGGACGAACAGCGCAUGCUGGAGGAGGAGGAGUGGAAGCGGCUCCAGUCGCUGGCCGGAGACGGCGCCCGCUACAGCCAGAUGGGCUACACGUACGACGCGGCCGGCGGCGGGAGUGGCGGCGCCGCCACCGGCGCGGCGCCGCCGGCCGCCCGGGAGCCGGCGGCGGCCGAGCCCGAGGACGAGCCGUACCAGCCGCCGGCCGCGCUCGGCCUGCCCGACGGCAUGGCGCAGCCCGGGUCUCGCCGACACGCCGACAUCAUCGAGAGGACGGCCCAUUUCGUGGCGCGCCAGGGCCCGCAGAUGGAGAUCCUGAUCAAGGCCAAGCAGUCCGAUAACGUCAUGUUCAACUUUCUGUCGUUCGACGACCCGCUGCAGCCUUUCUUCCGCCACAUGGUGGUGAUGAUCAAGGCCGGCCGGUACACCAUCGGACCGCAGAAGCCAGAAGGAGAGGAUGAGGCAUAUCUGCACCCGGCGCUGAAUCUCAGCCGUCCGGACAUAGCUCCGGGCAAGGUGGACGUGAUGUACCAGCCGUCGGCCAACUGCGCGUACCAGCUGCUGGUGAAGAACAUUCGGUCGCGGCAGGCGACGGACAGUCCUGCCGGCAGCGGCACCGCAGCGCCGGCCGCCGUGCCGCCGCCGCCGGCCGACGUCCGACUCAUCAUCGACAAGAUGGCCAGCUACGUGGCCAAGAACGGCCGCGACUUCGAGGGCAUCGUGAUGGGCCGAGGGGACGAGCGCUUCAGCUUCCUGAAGGAGACGCACAAGCAUCACGCCUACUACCGCCAGAAGCUGGUGCAGUACGAGCGAGAUCUGGGCAAGACCAAGCCGCCACCGGCGGCGGCGGCCGACACCGACAAGGCCAACAAGCCAGUGCCUGUGUCGUUCUCGAUCCGGCCCAAGUCUGACAAGGAGUCGACGCCGCUGGAGCGGAGCGCCCUACCGCUCGAGGAGAGCGAGGAGGAGGCCGACGAGGCGGGGCAGCCGGCCGCCGCCACCGCCGCCGCGGCAGCCGCCCCCACCGCCGCCGCCACAGCCGCCACCGCCGAGACCAACGGCGACGUCCGGCAGGAGAGAGGUGGAGCGUCGGCUGGACCACCAGCGGUGGCCUCACGGGGGGACGGGUCGAAGAGGCAGACGCGCCAGGUGCCGCUGGUGGCGCCCGCCCCCGGCGUGGGCCGCGAUGAGAUCCAGCUGGACCGCAAGAGGCGGGCCGCCCAGUUCCUCGCCAAACUGCGCCAGGACGUGGACAAACACAAGCAGCCGAUCAUAGGGCCCCAGCUUCCACCCGGCCCGCUGCCGGCACACUCGGACUCUGACUCGGAGUCCAACUCUGGCUCGGAGCCGGCGGCGGCCGGAGGUGAACUGUGGCCGGAGCGGCACGGUCCGCCCUCGCCCGGGCCGACGCAGACGCCCGAGCAGGAGCAGGAGCAGGAACAGCAGCAGGAGGAGGAGCAGGAGGAGAGUGGGGACGAGGCCGACCUGGACAAGUACAAGCUGGUGGACUCAGACUCACCCCACUCGGUACCUGAGUACGCGGCCGACGACGCCAGCCGAGCCAGCACCCCGCCCAGCGACCAGCACAGCGACCGGCGCGCCAGCCGGCCGGACAGCGGCGCCGACCGGCGCGCCAGCCGAGGCGCCAGCGUCAGCGACGGCCAGGACAGUGGGGGCGCCAGCGCCAGCGACCACCGCGGUAGCGGUGGCAGCCGCGUCGCCAGUGAACACCGGGGCAGUCGAGGCGCCAGUGAACACCGUGGUAGCCGAGGCGCAAGUGAGCGCCAAGGCAGUCGAGGCGCCAGUGAGCACCGUGGCAGUCGAAGCGCCAGUGAGCGUCAUGGGAGCCGUGGCAGUCGAGGCGCCAGUGAGCGCCAUGGGAGCCGUGGCAGUCGAGGCGCCAGUGAGCGCCAUAGGAGCCGUGGCAGUCUAGGCGCCAGCGAGCGCCAUAGAAACCGUGGCAGUCGAGACACCAGCGAGCGCCAUAGGAGCCGUGGCCGUCGAGACGCCAACGAGCGCCAUGGGAGCCGUGGCGGUCGAGGCGCCAGCGAGCGCCAUGGGAGCCGUGGCGGUCGAGACGCCAGCGAGCGUCAUGGGAGCCGGGACAGUCGGGGCGCCAGUGAGUUGGGCGAGGGCGGCCAUCGCCAGGAGCAGCGCCGCCACCGGCACCGGCACAAGAAGCGCUCGCAUCAGCGACGGCGGCGUCAUCACCGGCAGCACGGCUCGGCUGCAGUCCCCUGGUGCCGCGCCGGCUCCCGUCUCAGACAUGCACUGGCGGCGCACCGCCAGGCCGACACGCUCCCGCCAACCCUGGAGACGUCAUGUCCGCCUCGCCGCCGGCUACGGACGAGCAGGAUGUCGCGCAGCCGGACGCGCCGGCGCCGCGUAAGGUCGAGGAGCCGCUGCACACCGACCAGGCGAUCGCCGAGCUCAAGAGGAAGCUGGAGCGGUCUGAAAGCCAAAGUGCACGAAAUGAUGAAGGGUUCGUUGCUGGGCAAGUAG